Messenger RNA from Aaosphaeria arxii CBS 175.79, 1040 nucleotides. RefSeq lists its product as uncharacterized. The record is from RefSeq and is a predicted model, not a curated record. The transcript is spliced from 2 exons. NCBI's taxonomy places the organism in Eukaryota, Fungi, Ascomycota, Dothideomycetes, Pleosporales. The coding region runs from base 259 to 666 and encodes 135 amino acids.
ACUGGCUCUACUGACGUCACAUGCUGUCACAGGUCAAGUUGGGAACGAAAAAGCAAGCUUGGGAUCCUACGAGUACAAAGGCGUAGGAAUAUAAUAAGAAAGCCGCUCUUUUCUUGUACGAUAGCUAUUCCAUUUUGAAUACACCAAGAACGAAAUACUUUGAAAUACUUCGAGAGGAAAAGACGUUUAUCUCGAUUCCGUGCCAUCUCGAACUCGACAAACCAAACGAACAUCCACAUACAACCACAUACAACCAACAUGUCGUCCUCAGACAACACCGCCAACAAACAGCACAAUGAGCAACAAGGCGACCACAUCCCCACGACCAACGAGUCCCAACCCGAAGAGCAACAAUCCACCUCCUCAGGCGGCCUCCUCUCCUCCGUCGGCGACCCCCUCGGCAAAGCCCUAAACAAAGGCCUCCGCCCCAUCGGCUACCCCCUAGAAAAAGGCGUAACAGGCCCUCUCGGCAACGCGCUCGGCGGCACGACGCGUGGCGCGCUGGGCCCGCUCAUGGGCGAGCAGCACGAGCGGAUGGAGGUGCUGGGCGGAGACAACAAGGAUAGCUAUGAGAGUACGCCUGAGAAGAUCGCGGGUAAGGAGCAGACGGGGGAUAAUCCCCUGGGGUUGGAUCAGAGCGGUAGGUGGGGGUUUAGGGAUGAGUGAGUAGGAGAUGGAGCGGGGGGGAGUGUAUGAUUAUUAGGUAGUGAGAUGGAUGGGGAAUAUGAAUAUAUCCUGGGUUUUUCUUUUUUUGAAUGUAAAGAAAUAUGAAUGUUAUAGUGUAAUGUCGCGGAUACAAGGGUGGUUUGUUGCGAAAGGAACUUGUCAGUGCAGAAUGCCGCGACGUUCUUCUGAAGUGUGUUUAAUAUGGGGUAUAUAUAUGGUAGAUGAAGCUCUUUUCCCUUUUAUUUUGUUCCCGACCAUAUCCAAAAAUGCGCCGUCCCAUGCCAUCCGGUCCCGGGAAAGGAGAGAGCAAAAGGAAAGAUAACAGAUGACACAAGCAUUACAACGUAGAAAGCAUCCGUUCAAAACAUCUCAUC